UCAUAUUUUAUGACAAUAUAACUAAAAAAAGCCACAAUUUUUAUCUGAAAUCAAUGGCACAGAAAAAUUACUUUUCUUUAUACAACUACGCUGAAUAUGAAGCUCCAUCAUAAGCGAUAUUUUUAUUUAAACUAUUUUUUUUUUUUUUAAUAAACAUCCUUUAUUAAAAAGUUGAUGUAACGUUUUCAUUGUUGUCGCUUUUCGUUGCUAUGGUGACCACUUUGGUAAUGGUUACUAUAACGACAGUUACCAUAGAAACGGCUACUACGACAAUGGUUACUAUGGCAACGGUUACCAUAGUAACUGUCACCAUGGCAACGGUUACUAUGGCAACCAUUGUCAUAGUAACCGUUGCUAUGGCAACGGUUACCAUAGUGACUGUCACCAUGGCAACGGUCACUAUGAUAAUGAUAACCAUAGCAACGAUUACCGUAGCAACGGUUACUAUGGCAACGAUUUCCAUAGCAACGGUUACUAUGGUAACCAUUGUCAUAGUAACCGUCGCUAUGGCAACGGUUACCAUAGAAACUAUCACCAUGGCAACGGUCACUAUGAUAAUGAUAACCAUAGCAACGAUUACUAUAGCAACGGUUAUUAUGGCAACAAUUACCAUAGCAAUGAUUACUAUAACAACGAUUACCAUAGCAACUGUCACUAUGGUAACGGUACUAUGACAAAAUUUACCAAAGCAAAUUAUUUAUUAUUUGUUAAAUUAUAUUGUUGUUUAAUACGA
This is a messenger RNA of Cotesia glomerata, 733 nucleotides long. RefSeq lists its product as uncharacterized. The transcript is spliced from 2 exons. The record is from RefSeq and is a predicted model, not a curated record. The coding region runs from base 210 to 674 and encodes 154 amino acids. NCBI's taxonomy places the organism in Eukaryota, Metazoa, Arthropoda, Insecta, Hymenoptera, Braconidae.